Messenger RNA from Penicillium taxi, 1044 nucleotides. Its product is annotated as 2-hydroxyacid dehydrogenase. Gene Ontology annotation, molecular function: NAD binding; D-lactate dehydrogenase (NAD+) activity. NCBI's taxonomy places the organism in Eukaryota, Fungi, Ascomycota, Eurotiomycetes, Eurotiales, Aspergillaceae. The record is from RefSeq and is a predicted model, not a curated record. The transcript has a single exon. Bases 1 to 1044 code for a protein of 347 amino acids.
AUGAAACUAGCAGUCUUCAGCGCGAAAUCGUACGAUCGCACUUACUUGGACAAGGUCCUCAGUGAGAGGUACCCCCAGCUGUGCUCUAUCGAAUAUCACGCCUUCGCCCUUUCUGAAGAGACAGUCCCAUUAGCGAAAGGAAGUGAUGCUGUGUGCGUCUUCGUAAACGAUAAAAUUGACGCUUGUGUAUUACGUGCCCUUCACGCAAGCGCAGUACGUGCGAUUCUUUUGCGCUGCGCAGGCUUCAAUCAUGUCGACCUGGUCACCGCCAAGAGCUUGAAUCUCUUCGUUGCAAAUGUGCCCGCCUACUCACCUGAAGCAGUGGCUGAAUUCGCAGUCGCUUUGAUACAGACCCUGAAUCGUAAGACUCAUCGUGCCUAUAAUCGAGUUCGAGAAGGAAAUUUCAAUAUUGAGGGUUUGCUGGGAAACACCUUGCAUGGCAAGACUGUUGGCAUAGUGGGGGUUGGAAGAAUUGGUCUUGCUGCCGCACGUAUAUUUCAUGGGUUCGGAUGUCGACUCUUAGCACACGAUCCAUUCGCUGGUGAGGAGUUUGCCCAGUUUGGUACACUAGUCGACCUGGACACUCUGCUCCAGGAGAGUCAUAUUGUGACUCUACACUGUCCACUAGUCGAGGGCACUCGGCACUUGAUCAAUGAAUCCACAUUGGCACGCAUGCGACCGGGUGCUAUGCUGGUGAACACCUCACGCGGGGGUUUGAUUGACAGUGCCGCUGUCAUUGAGGUUCUCAAAACAUGUCGUCUGGGUGGUCUGGCAUUAGAUGUUUACGAAGCUGAGGGGGAACUCUUCUAUAACGAUCACUCCGGCGAAAUCAUCGACGAUGAUGUGCUCAUGCGCUUAAUGAGCUUCCCCAACGUCUUGCUCAGUGGUCACCAGGGGUUUUUCACGCGAGAGGCUCUCACUGAGAUCGCAGAUGUGACGCUGGCCAAUCUCUCUGCCUUUGUGGACGAGCGUCCUUGCCCUAACUCCUUGAUCUCCGAGAGAGAUAUCGUCGUUCGCAGGGAGACAGCCCCAGUGCGCUUAUAA